This is a messenger RNA of Lachancea dasiensis, 2067 nucleotides long. Lineage: Eukaryota; Fungi; Ascomycota; Saccharomycetes; Saccharomycetales; Saccharomycetaceae. The record is from the annotation of a GenBank genome assembly.
AUGAUAAAUUCCCUUAUAUGUUUGAUAGUUGGUGAAACACCUGCUACUCAGUUCUUGGCAUGGAGGCUAAGCCUCUCGAAUGCGUUCAUUAUCCUGGUUUCGAGCAAUAUUUCCAGCGAUGGGCUGGUUGCGUGGAAGUCCUCUAAGCUGGGAUCAAAUUUUUACAGACCAAAUGAAUUCGCUAAGGAACUGGAUGAACUUCAGUCAAAACUUGUUGAUUCCAAUGGGAAAUUGAAAUAUAAAAUUGAUAUAGUGGUGUUGUCAUGUUUGUCCAUCCCGGCUUUACAGCGGCACUGUGAAGUUCUUGCAAAAUAUGGUGACAAAGAUACCGUGGUAUUAGUGGAUGCAAAUUUCGGAGUACAUUUGGAAAAGCUUGUUUUGGACCAUUUCUCCAACACCUGUGCCUGCACUCUGUCCAUUCUUUGUGAUGUUGAAGGUAGGCAGUUGUCGUCCGGAUCUUAUGUCCUUGUGAAUGAAACCUGUCAAUUCUACAUCGGGUUGACAUAUAGUCAUGACGAUGCCAGAUCAAUCGGCACUCAAUAUGAAAUACUGCGCAACAAUUUCGAAAAGGUCCGUAAUGUCCUCUCCGAUGAGCAAUCCACCCUGAACGCUCUGUUGCAGCAAUUGCAGCAUACACAAGUUGAAGCCAUUAUAACAUUUACCCCAGACUGCUCAAUAGAAAUGGCACUUACGGUAUGGGAGUAUAUCAUCCCUCGUAUUUCACUCAAUAUUCUCUCCAUCGUAUUUGAAAGAUUUGAUUAUGACCGACUCUUAGCUAAUGCUUCUACUAAAUUGGUGUUCCAAGACCUGGUCAAGGAUCUUAUAAAUAUCAGCUUUGCGCAUUGUGGAAGAGUGAUCACAAAGUACAUGAAAAUGGCAUCGGAAGAUUGCAGAGCUCCGAUAGAUCUAGAGGCAGAUAUAGAUUUCGAAAAGAUUGUAGAGCAUACCAAGAUUCGAAAAAGGCAAACAGACAUUUUCACAGUUAAUGAGUAUCCAGAGUAUUUGACCCUUUCGUUUGAGGCCUACUGUUUUUAUCACAAAUUGGAGUUCCCGGCAGAUAUUCUACUGAAGCAGCCCAUUUUGAUGGCCAAUGAAUUCGGGAUUAAAUACUCGAGCUUGAAUUUCCUAAUUCGAUUUUACUCGCAACUCUUGUCAUUGAGUGGCCUAUGUAUUGAAGGUGGUCCGCGUAAGUUAUGCCCACCGUCGUUUAUGUUUGGGAGCCGCACGCAGCUCAACACUAAAGGUGAAGCAGUACUGCCGACUAAAAACGAUGCUGGAAAGAAACCCAUUGACUCAUUGCACGCCAAAUUAAAGAGGGGAACGAAAACCGAUAAUAACAGCGUGCUCGCUACUAAAGACCCUGAUUGCUCCAGAAUGGAUUACGCAGCUAAAAAUCACGAUACUGAUACUCACGACACGCAAGGUGAGCAGAGCAUUAGUUUACGUGAGGGGAACAACUCGAGAUUCGCGUUUUUCUGUGAUAGGGAAGAUGGCGAAAAUACUGGUCCUGGGGAGAAUGACAGUAGCUCAAUUGUGGAUACCUUGAUACAGCUUCCUAACUUCCGUAAACGGACUCCGGGUGGAAGAGCAGUCGGCGAAGUAGACGCCAGUGCAGCCCUUGAAAGAGAGAUCCGAGCUAAUCCCUUAACUAUGGCAUCGCGGUACUAUUUCAAACCAUACCAUCUAGACCGGAAAAGCAUCAGGUCUUUGACGGAAAAAUGCGGCGACCAUUGGGACCGUCCCAGCCUAUGGAAAAUGCAGCGUCAGUAUUUGAUCGAAAGGGGCCAAAUGACCGACCCUUCGGACACAUUAGUUACAGGGUCACACAGGCCACUAAUGGAGCACAUAAAAUUACUAAAACGCCUUAACAUGCGCGGAAUUCUGAGCGUUACAACGAGUCGUUAUGGCCAUGUCGACACUUCCAUGAGAUUGUUUGACAACCAGAAUCAAGGAAAAGACCCCUUGAAGAAACGUUCCUUAACUGCUCCCGCCGCGCAUAGAACCCUGGCAUGCUUCGCGCCUGGUACUGAUUGCCAUUCCCCAUCUGUCUUGCCCGAUGUUGAUUGA